AUGUCACCCCCCAGUUUCAAUCUCGGCAUUGUUGCGUGCGGCCAGAUGGGCACGGCGAUUCUGGCCGGAAUCCUUAGUCAAGAUCCCGACGCGAACGCGCCGUGGAACGUGAAGCGGAUAUUUGUCUCAGUCCAGACUGCAGCGUCUGUCUCCCGCCUUCAAAAUAUGUUCGCUCAACACUUGUCCCGUAUAACCAUCUAUCAGGGGGAUAAUCUGGCAGUUGCCGAGCAUUCUCACGUUGUGAUCUUGGGAUGCAAGCCCGCUCUUAUGGAGGGGAUCCUGGGCGCCGAGGGGAUGGGAGAUGCUCUGAAUGAUCAUAUCCUGGUCAGUGUGUUGGCUGGGAAGACUACUGAAAUGACUCGAAGGGCUAUCAGUGACAUUGAAGGCCGAGCAGGCAGAGUGGCCCCUCGAGUGCAUGUUGUGAGGACAAUGCCAAAUAUGGCCGCUCGAGAGCAUGCAUCCAUGACAGUUGUUUCGUCGCCAGAAGAUGAGUCGGACAUUGAAGCCGUGAGGGUGACGAGAUGGCUGUUUGACCACGUCGGAAAGACCCACGAAAUCCCCGAGUCAUUGUUUGACCUGAUUGGGUCGCUUGUUGGAUGCUCAGCGGCCAUGUUUACGGUGGCUGUGGAUGGCUUACUGGACCAGAGUGUUGCAGGUGGCCUCAACCGGCCAGCGGCUUUGAAACUCGUCACUCAGACACUAUACGGUCUGGCGAAGCUGCUGGAGGCGGGGAACCAUCCCUCGGUCUUGCGGGAGGAGAUCUCAUCUCCAGGAGGGAGCACCAUCCAAGGCCUGAUGGAACUUGACCGGCAAGGAGUUCGCUCGGCAUAUGCCUCUGCUCUUGCCGUGACAGGCGAGCGGGCGAAAGCGUUGGGUUCUAAAGAGAAAUAA
Molecule: messenger RNA, 891 nt
Organism: Penicillium cinerascens
Lineage: Eukaryota; Fungi; Ascomycota; Eurotiomycetes; Eurotiales; Aspergillaceae
Product: pyrroline-5-carboxylate reductase family protein
Exons: 1
Coding region: 1-891 (296 amino acids)
Biological process (GO): L-proline biosynthetic process
Molecular function (GO): pyrroline-5-carboxylate reductase activity
Source: RefSeq, a predicted model, not a curated record